AUGCCGAUCCCAGUUGCUGUUCGUACCACUCCUCCUCCUGAGCUACCCCCUUUCAAAUUUGCGAACAGAUUUGACCAGCCCUUAUUUGGUGAUUGGCGAGAUGAGCUAUCUCUCAAGGGCUAUACUGUGGUGAAAGGUGCUAUUCCACGGGAAAAGGCUCUGGAAUAUCGAGAACGAGCUUUCCAGUGGUUGGAGAGCUUUCCCCUCGGAUUUGAUCGAAACGACGUCAAGACGUGGAAAAAUGCGUCACUGCCGGUUCAUAUGAAAGGUGGCAUGUUUCAUGGAUACGGCUUCGCGCAUGAGGAAUUUGUCUGGGAUAUCCGAUGCGAAACUGGAGUCAUUGACGCGUUUGCCAAGGUCUGGGGAACAGAUGAAUUAAUCACCUCGUUUGACGGGGGUAGCAUCAUGUUACCCAAGCGGACCGACGUCUUUGAUGAUGGCAAAUGGGAGCAUAUGGAGAAAGGCUUCUACUGCUGUCAAGGGAUCGUUAACUUAAACGAAAAUGGACCUGAGGAUGGUGGUCUGAUGGUACUCGAAGGUAGCUCGAAGGUUGUCGAAGAGUACUUUGAUAUUCAUGGACGUCAAAGCUAUACCACAUGGGGCCCAUUCGACUGGAGAUAA
This is a messenger RNA of Kwoniella shivajii, 621 nucleotides long. RefSeq lists its product as uncharacterized. The record is from RefSeq and is a predicted model, not a curated record. The coding region runs from base 1 to 621 and encodes 206 amino acids. The transcript has 3 exons. Lineage: Eukaryota; Fungi; Basidiomycota; Tremellomycetes; Tremellales; Cryptococcaceae.